This is a messenger RNA of Babjeviella inositovora NRRL Y-12698, 507 nucleotides long. RefSeq lists its product as uncharacterized. Gene Ontology annotation, cellular component: Lsm1-7-Pat1 complex; P-body. Gene Ontology annotation, molecular function: RNA cap binding. The coding region runs from base 1 to 507 and encodes 168 amino acids. The transcript has 3 exons. Lineage: Eukaryota; Fungi; Ascomycota; Pichiomycetes; Serinales. Gene Ontology annotation, biological process: deadenylation-dependent decapping of nuclear-transcribed mRNA. The record is from RefSeq and is a predicted model, not a curated record.
AUGUCGCAAGCACAGAUCCAGCAACCGCACCACCAACAGCAGCCCAACAAGAAUGUGGACGCUCUCAGUCAGGGUGUCGAAGACUUGUACCUCGAGUCCUAUGCGUUCACCACCGCCGCCGGAAUCGUUGGUUCUGUCGAUAGAAAGGUUUUUGUCUUACUACGCGACGGCCGCAACUUGUUCGGGAUCUUGAGAACCUUCGACCAAUACGCCAAUUUGGUCCUCCAGGACACCAUAGAGCGCAUCUACUUGCCAAACAACCGCUAUGCCGAGGCCGACCGUGGGGUUUUCUUAAUCAGAGGCGAAAAUGUCGUCAUGUUGGGCGAGUUGGACAUCGACAAGGAGGACACUGCGAUCGAGGAGAUGGUACAGAUGCCAUUUAAUGAAGCAGACAAAGAGUGGGAGGCGCUUAACGCCGAGAGAAUCAAGUUGGAGACGCAGAGAGCCAAAAAGUUGUUGAAGGUUUCUGGGUUGACCAGUGACUUUGUCAAGUCCGAUUUGUAUUAG